AUGCAUUUCGCUGCUCGCCGCGUCGCCGGCGCCGGCGCUGCGAGCGCUGCGCUCUGGUACGUCGCCGCGGCGCCGCAGGAGGACCGGCGCGCGCAGGAGGAGGAGUCCUGCCGCAAGCUGGGGCUCAUGCUGCCGACCGAGGCGCAGCGCACGGCCGUCGCGCGGAUCCCCGGGUUUCUCUCGGCGCGCGAGUGCGACGACGUCCGCGACGUCGUCCGCGGCCUGAAGUGCGCGACGAUCGAGCGGUCCGCCGGCGGGCAGCACGUCUUCAUGGGCCCCUGGACGACGACGUACUUGCACACGGACGACCAGUUCCGCCAGCGGCUCGGCGGGCUGCGGAGCCGGCUGCUCGCCGCGGCCGUCGCCGUCGACGGCCGGGAGCGCUGGGGGCAGCUGGACGAGACGGCGGACGUCAACUUCCGCACGGCCGAGUACCACCAGUACCAGCCCGGCGGCGGCCUCCGGGACGCGCGCCACUACGACGCCGGUUCGUUGAUCACGAUGGACCUCAUGCUCGCGGCGCCGGGCG
Messenger RNA from Aureococcus anophagefferens, 529 nucleotides. RefSeq names its product expressed protein. NCBI's taxonomy places the organism in Eukaryota, Pelagophyceae, Pelagomonadales, Pelagomonadaceae. The annotation marks the transcript as partial. The record is from RefSeq and is a predicted model, not a curated record. The transcript is spliced from 3 exons.